Hydra vulgaris (swiftwater hydra) is the source of this 12041-nucleotide messenger RNA. NCBI's taxonomy places the organism in Eukaryota, Metazoa, Cnidaria, Hydrozoa, Anthoathecata, Hydridae. The record is from RefSeq and is a predicted model, not a curated record.
UAUUGUCGAACAUUUUGUGGAUUCUCGUAUUUUAAUUACUACUGCUGAAAGGUAUAGGAAAAAAAGCUGUUCAAGACUUAAAUUUAUUAAUCAAGGAUGAAGAAUGCUGCUGGCUUCUUGUUUGCUUCAAUAUUUUUCUUGUAUAAAAAUGAAUUUUGUUUGGCAAAUGUUGAGCUUGUUCCCAAAGAUUUUGUUGAAGUGAUACAUGAAGAGCAAUUAAAAAAAGAUAAUCUAAUUGCAACAUUAACAUUCCUCCAAAAAGUAUAUUUAUUGUCGUUCAAAAUAAAACCCACUUUGUAUUCACCAGAAUACAAAAGCAUCAUUCAUUUGACUACUGGAGGAGACACGGGUGAAUUUGGAUUUAGAACUCCUAGCGUAUAUUUUUAUAACAAUGGAAAGCUCUCUGUUUGGACUACAAUCAAUGGAUAUAAUAAUAAAGAAUUUGUCAUACCUGAAGCACUGCCCUUAAAUAAAUGGUCCAGCAUUAGAAUAUCUCAAGUUCAAAUUAACAGUAAAUUCUUCUUUAGAAUUUAUGUAGAUGGGAAUUUAAAGAUUGACAUCAAAAACUACUAUCCAUUGUCGUUUAAAAAUGUUAAAGUGUACUGUGCAGAUCCUUGGUAUGAAGCGCAACCUGCUAGUAUUAAAGAUUUGAAAAUAUUUAGUGGAAAUGUUGCUGGUGGCAGUUGUUCCAAUAUGGGAUAAAACUUAUAAAAUUUAUUUUGAUGUGAAACCAAACUCGUAUUCUGAAGGUUGGCACAAUGUUAUUAGUUUUAACAUUAGUUCUGAUGCAAAUGCAUAUGAUGACAGAGUACCAGGUGUGUGGUUUCAUAACAGUGGUGAUGGCAGUCUUUCUAUCACUAUUCCUCGAAAUGGAAAUCUUAACAGUUCUUUUAAAACAGCUCCUAUUCCUCCUAACAAUUGGUCACACAUUGAAAUAAGUCAACAGUUAGAUUAUAUUGCGUAUGUGUAUACAAUAAAACUAAAUGGAGAAAAGGUUUUUUCAGUAGAAAAUAUUCAUCCAGAAUCCUAUGAAAAUGUUUAUGUUUAUGCUUCAGAUCAAUCACAUGAAGCUCAAGAUGGUUUUAUAAAAGAUUUUGCAAUAUUAAACGGAAAAGCAGAUAAUGAAAUCAUGCCAAAUAUUCUGCUUCUUCCAAAAGAUUAUGUUACAGUGGUAAAUGAAGAAUUAUUGAAAAGUGAUAAUCUAAUUGCAACAUUACCAUUCCUUGCAAAAGCAUUCUUAGUGUCAUUCAAAAUAAAACCCACUUUCUAUUCAGUAGAAUACAAAAGCAUUAUUCAUUUGACUACUGGAGGUGACUAUGAGGAAUAUGGAUAUAGAAUUCCUAGUUUGUAUUUUUAUAACAACGGAAAACUCUCAGUUUGGACUAUGAUUAAUGGAUAUGUUAAAGAAUCUAUUAUACCUGAAGCACUCCCCUCAAAUAAAUGGUCCAGCAUUAGAGUAUCUCAAGUUCGAGUUAAUAGUAUAUACUUCCUUAGAGUUUUUAUAGAUGGGAUGUUAAAGAUUGACAUAAAAAACUCCUAUCCAUAUUCAUUUACAAAUGUUAAAGUGUAUUGUGCAGAUCCUUGGUCCAAAACACAACCUGGUAGUAUUAAAGAUCUAAGAAUAUUUAGUGGAAAUGUUGAGCAACUAAUAGAAGAUAGAGAAACACGUUUGGUUCAAAACAAACUGGUGGCAGUUGUUCCAAUAUGGGAUAAAACUUAUAAAAUUUAUUUUGAUGUGAAACCAAACUCGUAUUCUGAAGGUUGGCACAAUGUUAUUCGUUUCAACAUAGGUUCUGAUGCAAAUGCAUAUGAUGACAGAGUACCAGGUGUGUGGUUUCAUAACAGUGGUGAUGGCAGCCUUUCUAUCACUGUGCCUCAAAAUGGAAAUCUUAACAGUUCUUUCAAAACAGCUCCUAUUCCUCCUAACAAUUGGUCACACAUUGAAAUAAGUCAACAGUUAGAUUAUAUUGCAUAUGUGUAUACAAUAAAACUAAAUGGAGAAAAGGUUUUUUCAGUAGAAAAUAUUCAUCCAGAAUCCUAUGAAAAUGUUUAUGUUUAUGCUUCAGAUCAAUCACAUGAAGCUCAAGAUGGUUUUAUAAAAGAUUUUGCAAUACUAAACGGAAAAGCAGAUAAUGAAAUUAUGCCAAAUACUCUGCUUUUUCCAAAAGAUUAUGUUACAUUGGUUAAUGAAGAAUCAUUGAAAAAUGAUAAUUUAAUUGCAACAUUACCAUUCCUUGCAAAAUCAUACUUAGUGUCAUUCAAAAUAAAACCCACUUUCUAUUCAUUAGAAUACAAAAGCAUUAUUCAUUUGACUACUGGAGGUGACUAUGAUGGAUAUGGAUAUAGAAUUCCUAGUUUAUACUUUUAUAACAACGGACAACUCUCUGUUUGGACUACAAUCAAUGGAUAUAUUAAUAAAGAAUUUGUUAUACCUGAAGCAUUAUCCUUGAAUAAAUGGUCCAGCAUUAGAGUAUCUCAAGUUCAAAUUAACAGUAUAUACUUCCUUAGAGUUUUUGUAGAUGGGAUGUUACAGAUUAACAUAAAAAACUCAUAUCCAUAUUCAUUUACAAAUGUUAAAGUGUAUUGUGCAGAUCCUUGGUAUGGAACGCAACCUGGUAGUAUUAAAGAUCUAAGAAUAUUUAGUGGAAAUGUUGAGCAACUAAUAGAAGAUAGAGAAACACCUUUGGUUCAAAACAAACUGGUAGCAGUUGUUCCAAUAUUGGAAAAAACUUACAAAAUUUAUUUUGAUGUGAAACCAAACUCAUAUUCUCAAGGAUGGCACAAUGUUAUUUUUUUUAACAUUAGUUCUGAUGCAAAAGCAUAUGAUGAUAGAGUUCCAGGAGUGUGGUUUCAUAAUAGUGGUAAUGGAAGUCUUUCUAUCACUGUUCCUGGAAUUAGAAAUCUUAGCAGUUUAUUUAAAACAGCUCCUAUUCCUCCUAACACGUGGUCACACAUUGAAAUAAGUCAACAGUUAGAAUAUAGUGUGUAUAUGUAUACAAUAAAAUUGAAUGGAGAAAAAGUUUUUUCAACAGAAAAUAUUCAUCCAGAGUCUUAUGAAAGUGUUAAUGUUUAUGCUUCAGAUCAAUUACAUUAUGCUCAAGAUGGUUUCAUUAAAGAUUUUGCAGUAAUAAACAAAAAAGCAGAUAAUGAAAUUCUGCCAAAUACUCAGCUUUUCCUAAAAGAUUCUGUUGUAGUGCUUGACGAAGAUAUAUUGAAAAAAGAUAAUCUAAUUGCAACAUUACCAUCACUUGAAAAAGCAUAUUUAGUGUCAUUCAAGAUAAAACCCACUUUGUUUUCACCAGGAUACAAAAACAUAAUUCAUUUGACUACUGCCGGAGAUGCGGGUGAUUAUAGAUUUAGAAUUCCUAGUGUAUAUUUAUAUGACACAGGAAAACUCUCUAUUUGGUAUUCAUUCACUUGGUUUUCUACUAAAGAAUACAUCGUACCUCAAUCACUAUCUUUAAAUGAAUGGACCAGCAUUAGAAUAUCUCAAGAUCGCAUUAAUAGUAUAUACUUCUUUAGAAUAUAUAUAAAUGGAACGUUAAUGAUUGACAUUAAAAAUACAUAUCCAUUAUCAUUUGAUAAUGUUAAAGUGUAUUGUACAGAUCCUUGGUAUGAAACGCAACCUGCUAGUAUUAAAGAUCUAAAAAUAUAUAGUGGAAAUGUUGAGCAACUAAUAGAAGAUAGAGAAACGCCUUUGGCUCAAAACAAACUGGUGGCAAUUGUUCCAAUUUUAGAUAAAACUUAUAAAAUUUAUUUUGAUGUGAAACCAAACUUAUACUCUAAAGGUUGGCACAAUGUUAUUCGUUUUAAAAUUAAUUCUGAUGCAAAACCAUAUAAUGAUAAAGUUCCAGGAGUUUGGCUUCAUAAGAGUGGUGAUGGCAGUCUUUCUAUCACUGUUCCUCGAAAUGGAAAUAUUAACAAUUCCUUUAAAACAGCUCCUAUUCCUAUUAACAUGUGGUCACACAUUGAAAUAAGUCAACAGUUAGUAUAUAGUGCGUUUGUGUAUACGAUAGAAUUGAAUGGAAAAAAAGUUUUUACAGAAGAAAAUAUUUAUCCAGAAUCCUAUGAAAAUGUUCAUGUUUAUGCUUCAGAUCAAUUUUAUCCAGCUCAAAAUGGUUUUAUAAAGGAUUUUGCAAUAAUAAAUGGAAAAGCAGAUAAUGAUAAUCUGCCAAAUACUCUGCUUUUCCCAAAAGAUUCUGUUGUAGUGCUUGAUGAAUAUAUAUUGAAAAAAGAUAAUCUAGUUGCGACAUUACCAUCGCUUGAAAAAACAUAUUUAGUGUCGUUCAAAAUAAAACCCAAUUUGUUUUCACCAGGAUACAAAAACAUUAUUCAUUUGACUACUGGUGGAGAUGCAAGUGAUUAUGGAUUUAGAAUUCCUAGUGUAUAUUUGUAUGACACAGGAAAACUUUCUAUUUGGUAUGCAUCGAAUUGGUAUUCUACUAGCGAAUACAUUGUACCUCAAUCACUAUCUUUAAAUGAAUGGACAAGCAUUAGAAUAUCUCAAGAUCGAUAUAACAGUAUAUACUUCUUUAGAAUUUAUAUAAAUGGGACGCUAAUGAUUGACAUUAAAAACUCAUUUCCAUAUUCAUUUAAAAAUGUUAAAGUGUAUUGUGCAGAUCCUUGGUAUGAAACUCAACCUGCUAGUAUUAAAGAUCUAAGAAUAUAUAGUGGAAAUGUUGAGCAACUGAUAGAAGAUAAAGAAACACUUUUGUUUCAAAACAAACUGGUGGCGAUUGUUCCUAUAUUGGACAAAACUUAUAAAAUUUUUUUUGAUGUGAAACCAAACUUGUAUUCUGAGGGUUGGCACAAUGUAAUUCUAUUUAACAUUAAUUCUGAUGCAAAUGUCUUUGAUGAUAGAGUUCCAGGAGUGUGGUUUCAUAACAGUGGUGAUGGCAGUCUUUCAAUCACUGUUCCUCGAAAUGGAAAUAUUAACAAUUCCUUUAAAACAGCUCCUAUUCCUUUUAACAUGUGGUCACACAUUGAAAUAAGUCAACAGUUAGAAUAUAGUGCGUAUGUGUAUACAAUAAAAUUGAAUGGAGAAAAGGUUUUUUCAAUAGAAAAUAUUCUUCCUGAGUCCUAUGCAAAUGUUCGUGUUUAUGCUGCAGAUCAAUCUUAUCAAGCUCAAGAUGGUUUUAUAAAAGAUUUUGCAAUAAUAAACGGAAAAGCAGAUAAUGAUUAUCUGCAAAAUACUCUGCUUUUCCCAAAAGAUUCUGUUGUAGUGCUUGAUGAAUAUAUAUUGAAAAAAGAUAAUCUAAUUGCGACAUUACCAUCGCUCGAAAAAACAUAUUUAGUGUCGUUCAAAAUAAAACCCAAUUUGUUUUCACCAGGAUACAAAAACAUUAUUCAUUUGACUACCGGUGGAGAUGCAAGUGAUUAUGGAUUUAGAAUUCCUAGUGUAUAUUUGUAUGACACUGGAAAACUUUCUAUUUGGUAUGCAACAAAUUGGUAUUCUACUAGCGAAUACAUUGUACCUCAAUCGCUAUCUCUAAAUGAAUGGACCAGCAUUAGAAUAUCUCAAGAUCGAUAUAACAGUAUAUACUUCUUUAGAAUUUAUAUAAAUGGGACGCUAAUGAUUGACAUUAAAAACUCAUUUCCAUAUUCAUUUAAAAAUGUUAAAGUGUAUUGUGCAGAUCCUUGGUAUGAAACUCAACCUGCUAGUAUUAAAGAUCUAAGAAUAUAUAGUGGAAAUGUUGAGCAACUGAUAGAAGAUAAAGAAACACUUUUGUUUCAAAACAAACUGGUGGCGAUUGUUCCUAUAUUGGACAAAACUUAUAAAAUUUUUUUUGAUGUGAAACCAAACUUGUAUUCUGAGGGUUGGCACAAUGUAAUUCUAUUUAACAUUAAUUCUGAUGCAAAUGUCUUUGAUGAUAGAGUUCCAGGAGUGUGGUUUCAUAACAGUGGUGAUGGCAGUCUUUCAAUCACUGUUCCUCGAAAUGGAAAUAUUAACAAUUCCUUUAAAACAGCUCCUAUUCCUUUUAACAUGUGGUCACACAUUGAAAUAAGUCAACAGUUAGAAUAUAGUGCGUAUGUGUAUACAAUAAAAUUGAAUGGAGAAAAGGUUUUUUCAAUAGAAAAUAUUCUUCCUGAGUCCUAUGCAAAUGUUCGUGUUUAUGCUGCAGAUCAAUCUUAUCAAGCUCAAGAUGGUUUUAUAAAAGAUUUUGCAAUAAUAAACGGAAAAGCAGAUAAUGAUAAUCUGCCAAAUACUCUGCUUUUCCCAAAAGAUUCUGUUGUAGUGCUUGAUGAAUAUAUAUUGAAAAAAGAUAAUCUAAUUGCGACAUUACCAUCGCUUGAAAAAACAUAUUUAGUGUCGUUCAAAAUAAAACCCAAUUUGUUUUCACCAGGAUACAAAAACAUUAUUCAUUUGACUACUGGUGGAGAUGCAAGUGAUUAUGGAUUUAGAAUUCCUAGUGUAUAUUUGUAUGACACAGGAAAACUUUCUAUUUGGUAUGCAUCGAAUUGGUAUUCUACUAGCGAAUACAUUGUACCUCAAUCACUAUCUUUAAAUGAAUGGACCAGCAUUAGAAUAUCUCAAGAUCGAUAUAACAGUAUAUACUUCUUUAGAAUUUAUAUAAAUGGGACGCUAAUGAUUGACAUUAAAAACUCAUUUCCAUAUUCAUUUAAAAAUGUUAAAGUGUAUUGUGCAGAUCCUUGGUAUGAAACUCAACCUGCUAGUAUUAAAGAUCUAAGAAUAUAUAGUGGAAAUGUUGAGCAACUGAUAGAAGAUAAAGAAACACUUUUGAUUCAAAACAAACUGGUGGCAAUUGUUCCUAUAUUGGACAUAACUUAUAAUAUAUUUUUUGAUGUGAAACCAAACUUAUAUUCUGAAGGUUGGCACAAUGUAAUUCGUUUUAACAUUAAUUCUUAUGCAAAUGCCUUUGAUGAUAGAGUUCCAGGAGUGUGGUUUCAUAACAGUGGUGAUGGCAGUCUUUCUAUCACUGUUCCUCGAAAUGUAAAUAUUAACAAAUCCUUUAAAACAGCUCCUAUUCCUUUUAACAUGUGGUCACACAUUGAAAUAAGUCAACAGUUAGAAUAUAGUGUGUAUGUGUAUACUAUAAAAUUGAAUGGAGAAAAGGUUUUUUCAAUAGAAAAUAUUCUUCCUGAGUCUUAUGCAAAUGUUCAUGUUUAUGCUGCAGAUCAAUCUUAUCAAGCUCAAGAUGGUUUUAUAAAAGAUUUUGCAAUAAUAAAUGGAAAAGCAGAUAAUGUUAUUCUGCCAAAAGCACUGCUUCUCCCAAAAGACUCUGUUACAGUGGUUAAUGAAGAAAAAUUGAUAAACAAUAAUCUAAUUGCAACAUUACUUUUUCUCGAAAAAGCAUAUUUAUUGUCUUUCAAAAUAAAACCCACUUUCUAUUCACUAAAAUACAAUAACAUUAUUCAUUUGACUACUGAAGGAGACGCUGGUGAAUUUGGAUAUAGGACACCUAGUGUAUAUAUUUAUGACACAGGAAAGCUCUCUGUUUGGUCUGCAAUCAAUGGAAAUCCUAAUAGAGAAUUUAUCGCACCUGACACACUACCCUUGAAUCAAUGGUUCAGCAUUAGAGUAACUCAAGUUCGAGUUAACAGUGUUUACUUCUUUAGAGUUUAUGUAGAUGGGAAGUUAAAGAUUGACAUCCAAAAUACAGAUCCACGUUCAUUUAAAAAUGUUAAAGUGUAUAGUGCAGAUCCUUGGUAUGAAGCACAACCUGCUAGUAUUAAAGAUCUGAGAAUAUUCAGUGGAAAUAAUGAGCAAAUAAUAGAAGACAAAGAAACACUCUUGUCUCGAGGAAACCUGGCUGCAGUUAUUCCAAGAUUAGAAAAGUCUUAUAGAAUAUUUUUUGAUGUGAAACCAAAUUCAUUUUCACAAGGUUGGCGCAAUGUUAUUCAUUUCACAUGUGGAUCUGAUUCAAGCAAUUAUGGUGAUAGAGUUCCAGGAGUGUGGUUUCACGAAAGUGGUGAUGGUAGUCUUUAUAUUGCUUCUCAUAUAAAUGGUAACCUUGAUGGUGGAUUCACAACGAUGCCUGUUCCACUUAAUGAGUGGUCACACAUUGAAAUCAGCCAACAGUUGGAAAGAUAUAAAUUUGUAUACAAAAUAAAAUUGAAUGGAGAUUUAGUUUUUGUAGAAGAAAAUACACAACCAAUUUCCUUUGAUAAUGUUCAAGUUUAUGUGUCGGAUCCAUGGUGCAUAGUUCAAAAUGGGUCAAUAAAAGAUCUUAAUAUUAUAAAUGGAUUAAUAGAUGAUCAAACACCAAGUGUUGUGCUAAUUUUAAAAGAUUUUGUUGAAGUGAAUCAUGAAGUGCUAUUGAAAAAAGAUAAUCUAAUUGCGACAUUGCCAUUCCUCGAAAAAGCAUAUUUAUUGUCUUUCAAAAUAAAACCCACUUUCUAUUCACCACCAUACAAAAGCAUUAUUCAUUUGACUACUGAAGGAGACGCUGGUGAAUUUGGAUAUAGAACACCUAGUGUAUAUAUUUAUGACACAGGAAAGCUCUCUGUUUGGUCUGCAAUCAAUGGAAAUCCUAAUAGAGAAUUUAUCGCACCUGACACACUACUCUUGAAUGAAUGGUCCAGUAUAAGAAUAACUCAAGUUCGAGUUAACAGUGUUUACUUCUUUAGAGUUUAUGUAGAUGGGAAGUUAAAGAUUGACAUCCAAAAUACAGAUCCUCGUUCAUUUAAAAAUGUUAAAGUAUAUAGUGCAGAUCCUUGGUAUGAAGCACAACCUGCUAGUAUUAAGGAUCUAAGAAUAUUUAGUGGAAAUAAUGAGCAAAUAAUAGAAGACAAAGAAACACUGUUGUCUCGAGGAAACCUGGUUGCAGUUAUUCCAAGAUUAGAAAAGUCUUAUAGAAUAUUUUUUGAUGUGAAACCAAAUUCACUUUCACAAGGUUGGCGUAAUGUUAUUCAUUUCACAUGUGGGUCUGAUGCAAGCAAUUAUGGUGAUAGAGUUCCAGGAGUGUGGUUUCAAGAAAGUGGUGAUGGUAGCCUUUAUAUUGCUUCUCAUAUAAAUGGUAACCUUGAUGGUGGAUUCACAACGAUGCCUGUUCCACUUAAUGAGUGGUCACACAUUGAAAUCAGCCAACAGUUGGAAAGAUAUAAAUUUGUAUACAAAAUAAAAUUGAAUGGAGAUUUAGUUUUUGUAGAAGAAAAUACACAACCAACUACCUUUGAUAAUGUUCAAGUUUAUGUGUCGGAUCCAUGGUGCAUAGUUCAAAAUGGGUCAAUAAAAGAUCUUAAUAUUAUAAAUGGAUUAAUAGAUGAUCAAACGCCAAGUGCUGUGCUAAUUUUGAAAGAGCAAAUAAUAGAAGACAAAGAAACACCCUUGUCUCAAGGAAACCUGGUUGCAGUUAUUCCAAGAUUAGAAAAGUCUUAUAGAAUAUUUUUUGAUGUGAAACCAAAUUCAUUUUCACAAGGUUGGCGCAAUGUUAUUCAUUUCACAGUUGGAUCUGAUUCAAGCAAUUAUGGUGACAGAGUUCCAGCUGUGUGGUUUCAUGAAAGUGGUGAUGGAAGUCUUUAUAUUGCUUCUCAUAUAAAUGGUAAUCUUGAUAGUGGGUUCACAACGAUGCCUAUUCUACUUAAUGAGUGGUCACUCUUUGAAAUAAGCCAACAGUUAGAGGGAGAUAAAUUUGCAUAUAGAAUAAAAUUGAAUGGAGAUUUAGUUUUUGUAGAAGAAAAUACACAACCAACUACCUUUGAUAAUGUUCAAGUUUAUGUGUCGGAUCCAUGGUGCAAAGUUCAAAAUGGCUCAAUAAAAAAUCUUAAAAUUAAUAAUGGAUUAUUAGAUUAUCGAACCCCAAGUGUUGUGCUAAUUUUAAAAGAGCAAAUAAUAGAAGACAAAGAAACACCCUUGUCUCAAGGAAACCUGGUUGCAGUUAUUCCAAGAUUAGAAAAGUCUUAUAGAAUAUUUUUUGAUGUGAAACCAAAUUCAUUUUUACAAGGUUGGCGCAAUGUUAUUCAUUUCACAUGUGGGUCUGAUUCAAGCAAUUAUGGUGAUAGAGUUCCAGCUGUGUGGUUUCACGAAAGUGGUGAUGGUAGUCUUUAUAUUGCUUCUCAUAUAAAUGGUAACCUUGAUAGUGGAUUCACAACAAUGCCUGUUCCACUUAAUGAGUGGUCGCUCAUUGAAAUUAGCCAACAGUUGGAAGGAGAUAAAUUUGCAUAUAGAAUAAAAUUGAAUGGAGAUUUAGUUUUUGUAGAAGAAAAUACACAACCAACUACCUUUGAUAAUGUUCAAGUUUAUGUGUCGGAUCCAUGGUGCAAAGUUCAAAAUGGCUCAAUAAAAAAUCUUAAAAUUAAUAAUGGAUUAAAAGAUGAUCAAGCCCCUAGUGUUAUGCUGAUUUUAAAAGAUUUUGUUGAAGUGACUUCUGAAGAAGUAUUAAAAAAAGAUAACUUGAUUGCAACUUUGCCAUUUUUGGAAAAGACAUAUUUAGUUUCUUUCAAAAUAAAACCCACUAUGUAUGUAUCAGAAUACAAAAAUGUUAUUCAUUUGACUAUCGAAGGAGACGCAGGUGAAUUUGGAUUUAGAACUCCUAGUGUAUAUUUUUAUUAUAACACAGGGAAGCUCUCUGUUUGGUCUGCAAUCAGUGGAAAUCCUAAUAGUGAAUUUAUCACACUUGAAGCACUAUCCUUGAAUGAAUGGUCCAGUAUUAGAAUAUCUCAAGUUCGAAUUAAUAGAGUAUAUUUGUUUAGAGUUUAUGUAGAUGGGAAGUUAAAUAUAAACAUUGAAAACACAGAUCCACAUUCAUUUGAAAAUGUUAAAGUGUAUAAUGCUGAUCCCUGGUAUAAUGUGCAACUUGGUAGUAUUAAAGAUCUGAGAAUUUUUAACGGAAAUGUUGAGCAACUAAUAGAAGAUAGAGAAACGCCUUUGGUUCAAAACAAACUAGUGGCAAUUGUUCCAAUAUUAGAUAAAGCUUAUAAAAUUUAUUUUGAUGUGAAACCAAACUCAUAUUCUGAAGGUUGGCACAAUGUUAUUCGUUUCAACAUUGGUUCUGAUGCGAAUGUAUUUGAUGAUAAAGUUCCAGGAGUGUGGUUUCAUAACAGUGGUGAUGGCAGUCUUUCUAUCACUGUUCCUCAAAGUGGAAAUCUUGACAGUUCAUUUAAAACAGCUCCUAUUCCUCUUAACACGUGGUCACACAUUGAAAUAAGUCAACAGUUAGAUUAUGUUGCAUAUGUGUAUACAAUAAAGUUGAAUGGAGAAAAAGUUUUUGUAGUUGAAAAUGUUCUGCCAGAGUCCAUUAAAAAUGUUUAUGUUUAUGCUUCAGAUCAAUCAUAUCAAACUCAAGAUGGUUUCAUAAAAGAUUUUGCAAUUAUAAAUGGAAAAGCAGAUAACAUUUCGUUGACAAAUGUUGAGCUUGUUACAAAAGAUUUUGUUUUUUCUACUGAAGAGGUAUUGAAGAUGGAUAAUUUUCUUGGAUUGUUGCCAAUACUGAAAGAAACAUAUUCUAUUUCUUUUAAGAUAAAGCCCACUUCAUAUUUGGUAGAAUGGAGAAGUGUUAUUCAUUUGACUGUUGGUGGACCUGAGAGUAGGAUUCCUGCUAUGUAUUUUUAUAAUGAUACAGGAAUGCAUGUUUGGUCUGGAAGUAGCGUUUAUAUUAAAACACCCAAAUUACCGCUCAAUACGUGGUCAGAUAUUAAAAUAUCUCAUGAAAAAGUCAAUGGAAUUUAUUCAUUUAGGAUGUAUAUAAAUGGAACAAACACUAAUAAUGUCUUAAAUAUAGUUUCAAAAUCGUUUCAAAAUGUCAAGGUAUAUGCAUCAAAUCCGUGGUAUGGUCAACAAUUUGGUUCCAUUAAAGAUUUGAGAAUUGUAAAUGGAAAUUGAUAAUAGCACUCUAAAGUAAUAUUUGUAAAUAAAGGUUGGAGUUGCGCAAUCGCAUCUAGUAGCAUUUUUUUUUUCAAUGUUUGGCUUUACAUUCAUUUUUAUAUUUUACAACUUAAGCGUUAUGUUUAGACGAAAUACUAGUUCCUUAAACUUCACGUUUUGAAGUUAUUUUAACUGUACUGAUACUGUAUUACAAGUAUUAAAAAUAUAAAGAUAUAUAUUUUUUUAGUAUAAAAACUUGCUUAACCAAUUGUUGUUU